AUAAACCCACACGAGGUCCACCUGUGCGUCCUAAAGACUCCGACUUCAAAGAUUCAGAUCUACAUGAUGGCAGUUUACCAAAAGGAGGAGGCGGUGAUAGUGGUGGCAAUGAACGAAAGGGCCCAAGUCCAAAUAAUGGUGAAGAAGCUGAUGGGAGCAAUAGCUGGAAUUGUAAGUGCUGUGGUUGCUACUGUAAUUGGAGCAGUAUCUAGUUUCAUUGCUUACCAGAAGAAGAAACUCUGUUUCAAACAAAGUGAUGAAGAGAAUGUGAAUAUGGAAAGCCAUCGGGGAGCACAAUCUGAGCCACCUGGUCAACGUGAUUUUGAUUUAGCUGAUGCUCUCGAUCAUCCAGACGACAUUAUUACUAGGAAGCCUACAGUGAUCAGAAGACCAACAAGACCUGUGCUGAACAAUGAUCUGCAUUUAGGAGAUGCUUUUGGUGGGGGUGACAUCUCAAGAAAACCUUUAUACCCGCCUCUUCCACCACGACCAGGAAGCCAUAGUAUUUCUGGAGGUUUUGAUGACUCAGAUCUCCUUGAUGGGAAGCCUUUACCACCCCACAUAACAGGAGAAGAGGAGCACAAUUUCAAUCAUGGAGGAAAUACAGAUUCAGGAUUAAUAGCUGGAGUUACAUCUCCUAUAAUUUCUGCUUUUGUAAUACUGGUUGUUGGAUCAAUAGCAGCCUACUCUGCUUACAAGAACAAGAAACUUUGUUUCAAACCACAGGGUAAGACCAAAUCAAUUUCAACUAGAUGA
Molecule: messenger RNA, 756 nt
Organism: Nestor notabilis (Kea)
Lineage: Eukaryota; Metazoa; Chordata; Aves; Psittaciformes; Psittacidae
Product: glycoprotein Xg-like
Exons: 12
Biological process (GO): T cell extravasation; homotypic cell-cell adhesion; positive regulation of neutrophil extravasation
Source: RefSeq, a predicted model, not a curated record